UAAUGGUUGGACUCCCGCGACGACUCCAUAUUACAAAUAUGUAAUGUUUGAGGCACCUAUUUUUCUCAAGAACUGCAUCACACUCUUCCAAAUAUGGCCUAUUACGUGUUUUUCUUCACACUAUUAUUUUGCACCACAAAUCUGCACACCAUCGUGAAAUCACUCGACACAAAUACAAAAACAUACAUUAUUCAUGUUGGGUUGCCUCCCAGUCCCAGCACCACCGCCACCAACGAUUUCGAUUUGGAUGCAUUGUACCACUCAUUUCUCCCAUCACCAUUAUCCACCUCAUCCACCUCCGAUGACGACGAGCCCCACAUCGUACACUCCUACCACAACGUCUUCCACGGCUUCGCAGCCCGGCUGACGCCGGAGCAAGCAAAGGCCAUGGAGACGAAGCCCGGCUUCAUCUCCGCCCGGCCGGAGAAAACGCUGCCCCUCCACACAACCCACUCGCCCAACUUCCUCGGACUGACUCCCAACACGGGGCUUUGGAGGGACACCAGCUACGGCCGAGGCGUCAUCAUCGGCGUGCUCGACAGCGGCAUAAACCCCGACCACCCCUCCUUCCACGACGACGGGAUGCCCCCGCCGCCCUCCAGGUGGAAGGGGAAGUGUGAGUUCACCGGAGCCGCCGCGUGCAACAACAAGCUCAUCGGCGCGAGAUACUUCAGCCCCGGCGACGGCACGCCGCACGACGAGAACGGACACGGCACGCACACUGCGAGCACCGCCGCCGGGAACUUCGUGAGAGGCGCCGGCGUAUUCGGGAAUGCGAAUGGAACCGCGGCCGGGAUUGCACCUAUGGCGCACGUAGCCAUGUAUAAAGUGUGCGAUGUAAGAUGCCCCGAGAGCAGUAUUCUGGCGGGAAUGGACGCCGCCAUAGACGACGGCGUGGACGUGCUUUCGCUCUCUCUCGGCGGGCUUUCCCGGUAUUUUGACUUAGACAGCGUGGCGGUGGGAUCUUUUUCCGCAGCGGAAAGAGGCAUAUUUGUAAGCGCGGCAGCUGGAAACAGAGGCCCGAGUCGUGGUGUCGUUGAAAACGGUGCUCCGUGGGUUCUCACAGUGGGCGCAACCACUACUGAUCGGAAAAUAAGUGCUGCAGUAGUGCUCGGAGACAACCAAGAGUUUCAAGGCGAAUCCACAUUUCAGCCGCCCGAUUUUCCCUCAACUCUGUUUUCUCUUGUUUAUCUCAGCUCUACGAACGUAUCUUGCGCGCCGGAAUCGUUCACAAACGUUGAUGUACAGGGGAAAAUCGUUCUCUGUGAAAACGACAGAUUAUCAGAACCAAUAGAGAAAGGGCAAGCAGUGAAGAACGCCGGCGGCGCUGCCAUGAUUGUGAUAAACCAGCAGCAAGACGGUUACACCACAAAUUCUGAGUCCCAUGUAAUUCCAGCAUCGCAUCUCAGCUACGCAGAUGGGUUGAAGAUUAAAACCUACUUGACCUCAACAACAUCUCCAACUGCCGGAAUUUCAUUCAAAGGAACCAUGAUCGGCGACCAGAAUUCCCCAGCACUAGCAUCGUUUUCCUCCCGCGGCCCGAACCUGCCCAGCCCCGGCAUCCUUAAGCCCGACGUCGUCGGCCCGGGUCACAACAUCCUGGCAGCAUGGCACGUCUCUGUGGAAAACAACCCCAACACCAACUCCAACUUCAACAUAAUUUCCGGGACCUCAAUGGCCUGCCCUCACCUCAGCGGCGCCGCCGCUUUGCUGAGGGCGGCGCACCCUGAUUGGUCGCCGGCAGCCAUCAAGUCCGCCAUCAUGACCACAGCCGAUGGAGUGAACCUCGGAGGAAAUCCGAUCCAAGAUCUGACGACUCUACGGGGGGCUAAUGUGUUUGGAAUAGGGUCGGGUCAUGUCAACAUAAUAAAAGCUGCGGAUCCUGGUCUGGUUUACGACAUCCUUCCGCAAGACUACUUGUCGUAUCUUUGUGGACUGAACUACACGGACCAGCAGGUCGGGAUAAUCGCUAGCCGCCCCGUCAGUUGUUCGGAGAUAUCGAGCAUUUCAGAGGGGGAGUUGAAUUAUCCGUCGUUUUCUGUUUUUCUUGAGAAUACUCCGCAGAGUUAUAACAGGACGGUCACCAAUGUUGGCGAGGCCGACGCGGUAUACACCGCCAGAAUCACUGGAUUGCCGGGUGUCGAGGUGAAGGUGGAGCCCACGAGUCUCCAGUUUUCGGGGCUCAACCAGAAAUUGAGCUACCAAACAACGUUUACUAGGUUGAGUAAUGCAACUAGUGGAGUGGCUUUUCAAGCAUUCCUUACUUGGACUUCUUCUAAGCACUCUGUCAGUAGUCCUAUUGUUGUUUAUCUUUUUUGAAUUUGAAAGAAUUUUGUCAUGAUUUUAUGAUCGGUUAUUAUAUUGAAUAAGGAAUUGAUAUUGU
Salvia miltiorrhiza (redroot sage) is the source of this 2383-nucleotide messenger RNA. RefSeq names its product subtilisin-like protease. The record is from RefSeq and is a predicted model, not a curated record. Gene Ontology annotation, biological process: proteolysis. Bases 94 to 2319 code for a protein of 741 amino acids. Gene Ontology annotation, molecular function: serine-type endopeptidase activity. The transcript has 2 exons. Lineage: Eukaryota; Viridiplantae; Streptophyta; Magnoliopsida; Lamiales; Lamiaceae.